Heteronotia binoei (common prickly gecko) is the source of this 2085-nucleotide messenger RNA. It is a transcript of the gene MID1IP1, whose product is annotated as MID1 interacting protein 1. Gene Ontology annotation, biological process: regulation of lipid biosynthetic process. The transcript is spliced from 2 exons. The record is from RefSeq and is a predicted model, not a curated record. Gene Ontology annotation, cellular component: cytosol. Bases 517 to 1032 code for a protein of 171 amino acids. Lineage: Eukaryota; Metazoa; Chordata; Lepidosauria; Squamata; Gekkonidae.
CUCCCCCGCCAUAGAAACCGGUGUUACUUGUGGUCACUCGGCGAGAGCCGCCCCCCCCUCCCGCCUUGCUUCGCUGCAAGGGGGUGGCCCUUGGAAACACCUUGUUUUAACAUACACGCUAUAAAUACAGCUCCUGGCGUGGGAGCAGGGCUAGAAGCUGCAGCAGGACUCAGGAACACUCGCCGAACUGGCUAGCCGCAGUCCGGAAGCCGGUGCUUGAGGCUCACGCCACUCUUCGCAAACAGACACUUUCUGACUCCGACUCUGCAACUACGAAGUAGAGGGGAAACCUGAGGAAAAUACUGCUUAGCUCUUGGAAAGAAAUAGUUGCGGAGGAAAAUCCGAGGAGGAAAAAACACACCCUCAACCUUCUCCUGGGCUUGGUGCUCGGUUUCCCCGGGCGCAUUGAUUCGAUUUGAGGCGCCGGCGCUUCCAGGACUUGGGCGGCACACCCUCUUCUUGCAGCAUCCGCUGCCAGUUCGCCUCGCUUUCGUUGUACUCCGCCCAGCUGCCAGCAUGAUGCAGAUCUGCGACUCGUACAGCCAAAAACACUCCCUCUUUAAUGCAAUGAACCGCUUCAUCGGGGCCGUCAACAACAUGGACCAGACCGUGAUGGUGCCCAGCCUGCUUCGGGAUGUGCCUCUUUUGCUGGAGGAGCUGGACUCGGGGGGUGGCUGCGCGGAAAGGGAGGCCCAGUUGACCCCCAACGGUGGGACCUAUUACUCCCGUAGAGACAUGUACAGCCACUACGUGCUGCUCAAGUCCAUUCGCAACGACAUCGAGUGGGGAGUGCUGCAGCAAGCUGCCGAGGAGGCGGCCGGCAGGAAGAAGGACAAGCUGAACGGGGGCCCCGGCUCUGUGGACAUUAGCCGGGGAAUCGCGGAAGACGGGGAGGUGGAGGAAGACUUGGAGAAGCAGUUUCAUUAUCACUUAAGUGGACUGCACACCGUGCUCUCCAAACUCACCCGCAAGGCCAACGUGCUCACCAACAGAUACAAGCAGGAGAUUGGAGCCAACAACUGGGGGCAUUGAUCCAGGGAGGAGGAAUAUGCGGCCUGCCUGCCUACCUUGCUUGCCUGAGUGUGAGAAUCCGGAAGGAGAGAAUCAGUUUGGAAAGGGCUAGCAAAGAGCGGUAGCAAGAAAUUGUGUGUGUGUGUGUGUGCGCGCAGGGGUGUGUGUGUGAGAGAAGCUUGGGUGCGGGUGGGCCCCUGCCAGAGAAGAGAGGGGGGACAUACUGUUUGUGUGAAAGAGGGGGACCCUGUCAGAAAGAAGGGGCAAAUACUAUGUGGUAGUUAAGGGAAUUUGAACAAAGAAGGGAGUUGGUUGUCAGCGGUCAAUGGUGAGCAUAGGAAUGAAUGCAAAACCAUGAAGAGGAGUAUGAAGAUGAAAAAGUGGAAGGGAGUGACUUUCAUGCAAAGAAUACACUGUUAGGAGUUUGCUGUUGGCCCCUGUAGACUUUCAUGAAGGCAGGGUAAUGGAUCUCUGUAAUAACAAGCACAACCGGACAGCUCAGUAUGAAGUUUCCAGAUUUUGAGGGCUCAGAAUGAGGUACAGUGCCCCAAGCCAGUUACUGAAUGAGUAUGCUUGUAAUCACUGGAAAAUUCUGUGUGUGUCGGUGUGAGCGUGAUGGCAGUGCUAGUGGCAAUUGCAUCACUUCUUUCCUGUUUUGCACUACUUUUGUAACAUUAACAUAUAUGUAUAUACAGUCUAAAAAUGCUCUUCUUUGCAUGCUCUGUUUUUGUUUUUUUUUAACCAACGCACAAAGAUGUACAUUCGUCAAUACUACCUUUGGGAUUUUGGGGUUUUUUUUUAAUAGACAGGGAGAACAAUUAUCAUUCCCCUUAAAUAAAGACACCCAUCUUUCCCUAUUAUGCAUGAGCUGGUCAACAUGAUACUGCAAAUAAGCCACUUAAAACUAUUUAUAUUCUGUUGCAGUGGAUAGAACCAGUUCAUUAAUGUGCACCCUUUCCUCCAGGGAAAGACAAAGGGUUCCAGUGUUGUACAUGCAUUGAAGACUAUUUAAAACUUUUUUUAUUCAGAUGUAGAGUAUAUUCUAAAAUAAAUAAGAAAUUAUAUUGGCUAAAA